Molecule: messenger RNA, 720 nt
Organism: Fusarium vanettenii 77-13-4
Lineage: Eukaryota; Fungi; Ascomycota; Sordariomycetes; Hypocreales; Nectriaceae
Exons: 2
Coding region: 1-720 (239 amino acids)
Source: RefSeq, a predicted model, not a curated record
AUGAAUGAUAGCACUGGGAAGGGGGCCUGUGUGGCGGAGAUCGUACUAGCUGAGCCUCUCACGUCUGACAUGGGACUUUGUGACGUCUCACACAAUGUUCAGACUGGAUGGGUCGCCAAUCCGCUCACAUCGUUUCACCUGGCCAACUUCUGCUUUCACCUGGCGCCAGACCUUCCUUGCCAUGAUGCUAUAAUCAAGGCAUUGGAGGAUAGGUCUUUCGGCCUUCACGUUUCUGUCAGCCAAUCUCAAGCAGUUUGGGCAGUUCAAGUCACCCUAGGCGCCAACAAUGAAUACGAGUUUCUGGAUAACUCAUUGCAGGAUGGGUUCAAUAUCGCACAGGUGCAGCGGGGCGAGGCGGAAGUUGAAACUAUUUGUGACACUCUGGAACAUCUGGCGCGGUUCAGAAUGGUGAAGAACCUGAUCAAUGAGGCUCCUUCAACUGCAUUUCAGGAGGAAUUUCAAAUUCAUAUGCGGCAGGAUGAUCGAUCCUUUGGGCCUGGGGAGCAGAUAGAGGCACGGAAUGGGAGUCCUCUGCAAGUGGUUAUCAAGAACGUAGGCCGCACCGUUAAUUAUGCUCAGAUCUACGACUUGGGCCCCUGUGGCCGAAUUAAGAAUAUCUCCGGCGGCAGUUAUAUCCCUAUCCCACUAAAAGGCGACGCAAAGGACAUCCAAACAGGGAAAUGUACAGGGGUUUACACGGGAAAGAUCAAGAUGAAGUAA